GCCCACAGAGUGUUAACUUCAGCGGCUGAAUGUUGGACCGUUUUACGCGUGAAGAAGCCAUUUGUUGCCGGGACAGGACGCGGAUCUGAGCGAGGCGGAUGACCAGGAGACGUCCCUGUGCAAACUUUCUCCACCGGGUUUUAAAUCGCUCGUAGAAACCCUAAGAGAAAUCCAGUUUUUCUUUUGAACGGGGAGCAACAGAGGAGGACAUCAUGCCCCGGCGCACCGUGCAAGAAGUAACAGUGCAGGAUGUCCAGAAGCGGAGGAAUCCGAACAAACACUACGUCUACAUCAUCAAAGUGUUGUGGAGCGAUGGCAGCACUGAGAACAUUUUCAGACGCUACAGCAAGUUCUUUGACCUGCAGAUGGAGUUACUGGAUAAAUUCCCAGUGGAGGGAGGCCAGAAAGACCCCAAGCGCAGGAUCAUUCCAUUCCUACCAGGGAAGAUCCUGUUCAGAAGGAGUCAUAUCAGAGAUGUGGCCAUGAAGAGGCUAAGGCCCAUCAACGAGUACUGCACGGCCCUCAUCCAGCUGCCGGUCUACAUCUCCCAGUGUGAGGAGGUCCGAGUUUUCUUUGAGACCAGACCUGAAGACCUCAACCCACCCAAGGAGGAACCCAUUGGAAAGAAGAAAUCAGGGAUUGUGGAGAGAGCGACUACUUUCCUAAAGCGAGGAGAUUCCAGCUCAGCCGAUCCUCUAUUCCUCGACCAGUAUGUGGCAGCAACGGACUACGAGAAGCAGGAGAGCUCCGAGAUCAGCCUGCAUGCGGGUCAGACGGUGGAGGUCAUUGAGAAAAAUGAGUCUGGGUGGUGGUUCGUGAGCUCGGAGGACGCCCAGGGCUGGGUCCCUGCCACCUGCCUCGAGGCACAGGACGACCCUGAUGACUUCAGUAUGCCAGGAGAAGAAGAUGAGAAGUAUUCAGUGAUUUACCCGUACUCGGCCAGGGACGAGGAUGAGAUCGACCUGGAGAGAGGCAUGGUUGUCGAGAUGAUUCAGAAGAAUCUGGAGGGCUGGUGGAAGAUCAGGUACCAGGGUCGCGAGGGCUGGGCCCCAGCCUCCUACCUGAAGAAGACGGACAUUCAGAAGCAGUCAGCAGGGGGCGCUGCACACGCCAGCACCAACGACCUGGACGGGUUCUCCAAACAGGGCCAGCAGAACAACGCAGCUCGAGACAAAGAAAACCGGCUCUCCUUUUUCUCCGAGAACAAAAAAGUGGGAUCCAGACACAGACCUCCUCCUCGCAGAGAUCUCACCAUCCCACGUGGUGCAAAUCUACCCAAGCCACCCAUUCCUCCGGCGGUUGAGGAAGAGUUCUACACCAUAGCGGAUUUCCAGACCACUAUACCUGAUGGUAUUAGCUUCCAGGCCGGAGUUAAAGUUGAGGUGAUUGAGAAGAAUUCUAAUGGUUGGUGGUACAUCCAGAUAGAUGAAAAAGAGGGCUGGGCCCCUGCCAAUUUUAUCGACAAGUACAAGAAGACCAGCAAUGCCCUGAGACCCAACUUCCUUGCCCCUCUGCCCAACGAGAUGGAGAAGCUGAGGUUGGAAGAUGCUGGUAGUUCAAAUGCAUCAGGCACAGAUGACAGCUGGUCCAAGCCGUUACCAGAUGAGCCACCCACUGCCCCCGAGACCUGUGCCCGACCUAAACUCAGAGAGUGGAAGCCCUGUCCCGUCAAGGUGGGCCCGGCCUUCCCUGGGCAGUUGCCUCCAGCCCCAGCUGCCCCUCCGGUCGAGGAGAAACCAGCUCUCCCACCUCGAAGGGAGUCCAUUAACAAGAGCUUUGAAUUGGAGGUACCAGACAAACCAAGACCUGAUCAUUCCAAGCCUUUGCCCCCGAAGCCCCCGGCCCCUGGAGUCAUCCUGCCACUGGUACCGCCUAAGGCAGCCCCCUUCAAACUAGACAAACCACCAGAGAUCAAGAAAGAGGAUAAGAACAAAGUUCUCCACCUCCGGAACGAGAUGGGUCUUGAAUGCGGGCACAAGAUCUCUGCCAAAGAGGUGAAGAAGUUUAAUUUGAAACCUGUGCCGAAACAGCCUCCGAAACCCAAGCCCGAGGUGCAGGAGGAGAGACCAGAAGCACCUGGUCCGUCGGUGCUAAUGAAGCCCAAACCCGGGCUCCGACCUAAACCUGUCCCAGCAGCCAAGCCGGAUCCCCCAGCGGAGAAGAAACUAGACAUCACCAACCUGCGGAGCAAGCUGAGGCCGUCCAAACCUGCAGACCCGGGUUCUGCGUCGGCUGAGGCAAGCCAUCAGAAUGGCGCCGGAGCAGCAGCAGUUAACAGUUCCCACCCCAGAUCCCCCACGAGCUCGCCACCCACUCAUAUCCCUUCUCUCAACAACACUAAGUACUGUGACGAGCCAAAGGUCCCCCCAAAACACGUAAAUGGUCACAGCCACGAGAGCCCAUCACCCCCUGCAAAGCCAUUAGUGCCUCCCCACAAGGAAGCGCCUAAUAGACCCCCCGCCAUGGCUCCAAGAAGACCUCCUCCUCCAAAGAAGGGAGACCCAUCCAGUCCAACUGAGCUCAAACCUCCACCUUCUCUUCAAGAAAUCCAGGAUAUUCUCAAGGCCGGACUACCCCAACUCAGCAGGCCCCCUCCCCCGAAACCCAAAGGGUUUGUCCCGGUGCCUGCAAACAAGGAGAAGGAGGAGAACAAGGUUAAUAAAAUCCCAAUUCCUCCCAAGCCCCAGUUGAAGAGCGAGAAGCCUGGUCCGCCCAAGGACAAGCUCCCUCCUUUACUCAAGGAGCCCAGUAGGGACGAGCUGUAUCUGGCUGUGGCGGACUUUGAAGGGGACGAGCAAACAGCCAGCUUCAAAGUGGGCACAGUGUUCGAGGUGCGGGAAAAAAACACCAGCGGCUGGUGGUUCUGUAAAAAUGUCAGAGGAGAAGUCGAGGGCUGGAUCCCCUCGAAUUACCUGAGCAAGAAACCUUAGUGGGAACGUGCACUCACAACCACCGCCAUACAAAUCAAUACAUAAACCAAGGAUUUCCAUGAACAAAUUAUCACUAUUUUGUAGUUAAUUAGCAUUUUUUUAAUUUAUAGGUACCUUUUUUGUAUUAUUGAAACAUUUGUUAAUGUUUAUUUUUUGCAAGGAUGUUCUACCUAAACUGAACCAGCAAUAACACAUGCCUUCCUGGGUUUUGUGAUGUUUACUUCUUUUAGUUAUUAACUAAGUAUUAAGUGAAAUAUUAUCUGCUUUCGUCGCCACGUGCUAGUUGCCGCCAUUAGAAAGGCUGGACGUUAUAACAGCCACAGAUGUAUCUGCGUCCUCCUAUGAUACGGUGCCUCGAUAUUAUAUGCAAAGUGCUUCAGUGCUUUAUAAACUGUUUGUGACUGUACACAUGGUCCUUGUGGGAAUCGUUUUGCUAAACAUUGAAAACAAUCUAGAUCAAAGGAGACUGAACUAGAUGUUCAAAUCCAGCAGUAGAUGGAAAAAAUAAUCCAAAGUCGCUUAGACAAAGGCUGCACAUUAACUCAUUAGAGGAGGACUGGGCUUUCAAGUGCUAUUAGCAAUUACUAAAAAGUGUAUUUGCCAAGUAGAAGUGCUGUUUGUUAUAACAGAAACAUGCAUUUUUAGUUUUUCUAAUAUUUUUCCUUCUUUAAUGAAUGUUGCAGUGACCUGUAACAAAUGGGCACUUUCUCCAGUUAGAUGAGGUUUAGGGUUUGCACAUGCUCCAGGAAGGAUACAAUAAAAAUGCCACCGUGCAUUUUUAUUCCUUAACUUUACUUGUCAUUGUAUUUGCCAUAUUAUUUCAUACUCAUUGUAGCAAAAAAACAUAAAGACGAGGCUCGAGCAGCAGAACUGGGGUGGUGAAGGGAAAAGUGGGAUUUUGCCGAGCAAUCUACGGUGACUUGUGCAAUGAUUUACAGUAUUUUAAGUGUACAGUCUGGAUGUUUGGUGCUUGAAUAACAGCAAAGAAUGACCAUUGUAUAAAAAUAAUAUUUUACAUUGAUGCUUGACUGGUCUCAAGCAUGGUCAGCAAAUUAUUUUUUAUUGUACAGUAAUGAGAGUCGUACCUGAACUGUUGUUACUUUCCUUUGGGGGUCCAUCUCUUAGGGGUUUUGCUCUGUAGUGAUUGAGUUAUGAGAAGGAAGGAAGAUCCAGGAGAGACUUUCGGUGGAUUUAUGUUUUUUUUUAAGAUACAUGAAAAGUAGGUCCGUUGAGAAAAGUAUUUGAAAACCACUCACUGAUAAUUUCACACCAAAAUAAGACAAUUAAACAAUUGUACAUUCAUGGUUAUGGACGUAAUCAGACAAAGCUACAAGCUGCAACACCGAUUCUGUUCUGCUUCUAGUCGCUUUAAUGUUAAGCCACAUUUCACUCAUGUUUUAUAAAGAAAAUGACAGUACCAACGAGAAAAGAGACAAAUUUAAAUACACUUAAAAUUGUAUUGUUUGGUAUAAUGUGUGUGAAGAAGGUACAGUGCAAAGCGAAGUGUGGUAUGAUGGUGUCAGUAUUGUAAUCUUAUUUACUUUUUUGCAAUGUAUUUUUCAUUACAUUGAGUCUCCUUUUACUCAAGUCAAUAAAAGUUUUUGAUUUUUCA
Limanda limanda (common dab) is the source of this 4542-nucleotide messenger RNA. RefSeq names its product SH3 and PX domains 2B (gene sh3pxd2b). Gene Ontology annotation, biological process: superoxide anion generation. Gene Ontology annotation, cellular component: cytoplasm. The transcript is spliced from 14 exons. NCBI's taxonomy places the organism in Eukaryota, Metazoa, Chordata, Actinopteri, Pleuronectiformes, Pleuronectidae. The record is from RefSeq and is a predicted model, not a curated record. Gene Ontology annotation, molecular function: protein binding; superoxide-generating NADPH oxidase activator activity; phosphatidylinositol binding. Bases 213 to 2930 code for a protein of 905 amino acids.